AUGUCUGCAAUGAUUCUUGUAACGCUGCUGGCUGUGUCCUGCGCUGUUUCUGCCCAGUCAGAUGUGGAGAGCCAGGCGAAGGAGUUUCUGCAGAGGUUUGACAAUGAAGCCACUGAGCGUAUGUACCAGUACUCGCUGGCAUCAUGGGCCUACAACACCAACAUCACAAAGGAGAACUCAGACAAACUGUCAGAACAGGGGCAAAUUUGGGGCAAUUUCUACACCCAGAUGUCAGUAGAAUCUCAGAAAUUUCCCAUCGACCAGAUCAAGGAUCCAGAAAUCAAAUUACAACUCAUCUCCCUGCAAGACAAAGGCUCUGGUGCUCUAUCCCAGGAUAAGGCUGAACAUCUGAGUAAGGUCAUGAGUGAGAUGAGCACAAUCUACAGCACAGCAACAGUGUGUCUGAUGGACGAUCCCCAUAACUGCCAGACUUUGGAGCCAGGCCUGGAGCAUGUGAUGUCCAACAGCCGAAACUACUAUGAGCGUCUGCAUGUGUGGGAGGGCUGGAGGAGGGAGGUGGGGAAGAGGAUGAGGCCUCUGUACGAAGAUUAUGUGGAUCUGAAGAAUGAAGCUGCCAAACUAAACGGUUUUGAAGACUAUGGAGCUUACUGGAGAUAUAACUAUGAGACCAUUGAGGACGACAUUCAGUACAAGUACACCAGAGAUCAGCUGAUGGAAGACGUCCGUUCAAUAUACAAAGAAAUCCUGCCAUUAUACAAGGAGCUGCAUGCCUAUGUGAGAGCCAGGCUUAUGGAGGUCUACCCUGGACACAUUGAUUCAAAAGGACCACUGCCAGCCCACCUGCUGGGUGACAUGUGGGGAAGAUUCUGGACCAACCUGUACCCUCUGUCUGUCCCCUACCCUGCAAAACCAGAUAUUGAUGUCAGCAAAACUAUGGUGGAGAAGGGUUGGAGUGAGCUACAACUUUUCAAAGAAGCAGAGAAGUUCUUCAUGUCUGUGGGCCUGUAUGAGAUGUUUGAAAACUUCUGGAAUAACUCCAUGCUGGUAAAGCCUGAGGAUGGACGCAACGUGGUCUGUCACCCCACGGCCUGGGACAUGGGAAACAGAGAGGACUUCAGAAUCAAAAUGUGCACCAAGGUCAACAUGGAUGACUUCCUAACAGUGCACCAUGAGAUGGGUCACAAUCAGUACCAGAUGGCUUAUCGCAACUUGUCCUACCUCCUGAGGGACGGAGCCAAUGAGGGUUUCCACGAGGCUGUUGGAGAAAUCAUGUCCCUCUCCGCUGCAACGCCCAAACACCUGCAGAGCCUGGAUCUCCUGCCAGCUGACUUUAUUUAUGAUAAUGACACGGAGAUCAACUUCCUGCUGAAACAGGCACUCACCAUUGUGGCCACACUGCCAUUCACCUACAUGCUGGAGGAAUGGAGGUGGCAGGUGUUUGCAGGGAACAUGUCCAAGGAUGAAUGGAUGGAGCGCUGGUGGGAGAUGAAGAGGGAGUUGGUAGGUGUGGUGGAGCCAGUGCCGAGAGAUGAGACUUACUGUGACCCGCCUGCUCUGUUCCAUGUAUCUGGAGACUAUUCUUUCAUCAGGUACUUCACAAGAACCAUCUACCAGUUUCAAUUCCAAAAAGCACUCUGUGAUGCAGCUGGUCAUACAGAUGCCUUGUCUACAUGUGACAUUACUGGUUCUACCGCAGCAGGAACAAAGCUGAGGAAUAUGUUAGAGCUGGGAAGGUCCCAGUCCUGGACCAGGGCUUUGCAUACAAUAUCCGGUGACGUUAGGAUGGAUGCCCGUCCCCUGUUGGAUUAUUUUCAAAAACUUCAUGACUGGCUGAAGACAGAGAACAGCAAACACGGCAGGACUGUAGGCUGGAGUACAGCAGUAGAUCCAUAUUCAGAAUAUGCUAUUAAAGUGAGAAUAAGUUUGAAGGCGGCCAUGGGCGACAACGCUUAUUCCUGGAAUGCCAACGAGCUGUACCUGUUUAAGGCCAACAUCGCGUAUGCUUUGAGGCAGUACUACAGCCAAAAGAACGAGACCCUUCUUUUCACAUCAGAGAACGUCCUCGCCUAUAAGGAGACUCCCAGAAUCUCCUUCUACAUUGUGGUCACCAACCCAUCAAGUCCCUAUAUGUAUAUACCAAAGAAUGAUGUGGAGGCCGCCAUCCGGUUAUGUCGAGGCCGAAUCAACGAUGCCUUCAAAUUGGAUGACAGGACGCUGGAGUUCGAGGGUAUCCCAGCAACACUGGCCCCUCCUGUGGAGCAACCCGUGGAGGUGUGGCUUGUGGUGUUUGGGGUGGUCAUGGGAAUUGUGGUGCUCCUGGGCAUCUACCUCGUCGUGUCUGGUGUCAGAGAGCGCAAGAAGAAAUCUGCAAAGACAGUGGAGAACCCCUACGAUACAAACUUUGAUGGACAAAUUAACAAAGCCUUUGAGGACAAUGAUGAUGAACAAACUGGAUUCUGAUUCAGCAAACAACAAAGUGAAGGUGUCCUCAGUUUUCACCAACAGUAGGCUCAUAGUCACUGUCCAAGAAAAAGAAAGUGACAGAUCUUGCUUUUAUAAGACCUUUCACUCUUUCACCUGUGCUGCAUGGCCU
Messenger RNA from Toxotes jaculatrix (banded archerfish), 2554 nucleotides. It is a transcript of the gene ace2, whose product is annotated as angiotensin I converting enzyme 2. Bases 1 to 2421 code for a protein of 806 amino acids. Gene Ontology annotation, biological process: proteolysis. Gene Ontology annotation, molecular function: peptidyl-dipeptidase activity; metallopeptidase activity. NCBI's taxonomy places the organism in Eukaryota, Metazoa, Chordata, Actinopteri, Toxotidae. The transcript is spliced from 18 exons. Gene Ontology annotation, cellular component: plasma membrane. The record is from RefSeq and is a predicted model, not a curated record.